This is a messenger RNA of Zootoca vivipara (common lizard), 3249 nucleotides long. RefSeq names its product chromobox 7 (gene CBX7). Gene Ontology annotation, cellular component: PRC1 complex. Gene Ontology annotation, biological process: negative regulation of transcription by RNA polymerase II. The record is from RefSeq and is a predicted model, not a curated record. Lineage: Eukaryota; Metazoa; Chordata; Lepidosauria; Squamata; Lacertidae.
ACUUAUCUCGCGCGCUCGGGCAGGUUACUUGUUGUGUGCGAGGAGGAGGAGGAGGAGCCGCCGCUCAAUCAGGUCUGAGGCUGGCGCGGCUGCUCCUUCCGUGCGCUCGGUGCCUCGCUGACAGCCGGCGCUCGCGAGAAAAGGAGGGCGGGGGCGCUGCUCUCACUAGCGCGCGCCUGGGAAAAUGUUGCGCAGGUUCUAAAAUGGAACGUUAGCGGCGGCGUGCCUGAGCGAGCGCGCGAAGGGUGUGCGUGCGUCUCUAUCUCUCUCUCCCCCCCCCCAGCCCCGCCGCGCGUGUGAGUGUGGAGUAAGUAAGCGCGAGAGCUGCAGCAACAGCAGCAAAAUCAGGAGCCCGCGCCACGCAGAACUGAAUCCGCGAGCAGCCGCCUUCGCUUCCUCCUCCUCCUCUCCGUCUUCUCCCUGUAUGGAGCUUUCCGCUAUCGGGGAGCAGGUGUUUGCGGUGGAAAGCAUCAGGAAGAAGCGCAUAAGGAAGGGUAAAGUGGAAUAUCUUGUGAAAUGGAAAGGAUGGCCCCCCAAAUACAGCACAUGGGAGCCAGAGGAUCACAUUCUUGACCCUCGCCUGGUGAUGGCUUAUGAAGAGAAGGAAGAGAAAGAUCGCGCCUCAGGUUACAGGAAGAGAGGCCCUAAACCAAAACGUCUCUUGCUGCAGAGGCUGUAUAGCAUGGACCUGCGAAGCGCACACAAAGGGAAAGAGAAACUCUGCUUUUCUCUUUCACGGAGGUUUGGGGGAGGAAACAGCCUAGCCAAGGGAGGGCAGACUGAGCUGCCCGAGAAGAAUGGAGCAACUGUCUUGCCCUUCCCGCUUCGGAAGCAGAGCAAGAACCAGAAGUACCUGCGCCUUUCCAGGAAGAAGUUCACCCGCAUGGCGAGCCUGGAGAAUCGGAACCGUCGGCGGGAGUUCUUCCUGAAGGAGCCAGUGGCGUUGGAGGAGAGGCAGACCCCCAGCAACUGGGAUGAGGCCACGCAGCCUGCCAGCAAAGAGGUGAGCUCCAUUGAGGCAGCAGAAGGCAAUCUUUCCUGGAGCCCCGCCCUGCCGCCAAAUGAAGUGACAGUGACGGACAUCACAGCAAACUCCAUUACCGUGACUUUCAGAGAAGCACAAAUGGCAGAGGGCUUCUUCCGAGACAGGAGCAUCCCGUUCUGAAUCUGCAUUUUUCUAUUAUUAUUCUUAUUUCAUCGUUUUUCUUUUCUUCAUGCUUGGGAGAUUUCUGUUUCUUUUUCGUUUUGUUUUUCAUGUGUGUGUGUGUGUGUUUUCCCAACCCACUGCCGUGCUCCCAAUCAGAUUUUUCUAGGGUGGGUGGAUUUAAUUAUAUUAUUUAACAAGCAAAAUCCGGAAAAUUUCCUUCACAAAUGUUUACAGAGGAUUUUGGUUUUAUUUUGACUGUUGAUCUCACUGGCUCUCUCUUUCUCUUUUUCCCUUACUCCCCUUUCAAAUAAGCAAAAAAAGAAAAAAAAGAAAAAGGCAAUGUGGGGGUGCCUAUACAUUUCCCCCCCUCCUCAUUUGUUAUAAAGACACAGAGAGAGCAUAUAGAUAUUAUGUGUUGUUGCUUUGUCCAUUUGGGAAGUGGAAGCUCUUUUCACUGGCAAAGACAUUUAUUCAUAGUGCAUUCUGGAAAAAUGCCCGUUCCUUAUAUCAAUUAUAGCAUAUCUGCAAUCGAAGGAAGGACCGGGUGAAUGUUCAGAAAAGUGGGAGAUGCCAAAUACAAAUUUCCCCGUAUUCUUCAGAUUUUACUUCAUCACUUCCCAGUGGUGUCUGUGAAAAGCAGUGGUCCCCCUCCUUUGGGUGGCUGAGUUCCCAUGUUUGAUGCUUCCGCCCUUCUCUGUACUGUACAAGAUGUGGCCUCCACAGUGCUUCCACACAUGCUAUACAUUUGGGAGACUUCCUAUACUCCAGGUUGUUUUGUUGUGUCACUCUAGGGAACGUCUGCAUUGACUUCUGUCUGUGCACAGCUAAAUUACAUUUGGUUUAAGUAGGGGGUAAAGUGAAUCCUAAAGUGACUAUUACUGCACACCCAUUGAGAGCAUGCUCUUGAACAGCCUCCCCCAACAUGGUGCCCUCCAAAUGUUUUCGGCUGCAACUGUUGUUUGCCUCGCGCAGCAGGUAUUGUGGGAUUCAUUGUCUGAAACAUCUGGAGAGGACAAGGUAUGGGGAGGCUGCUCUACAAUGUGCAGCAUCCAAUGGUUCUCUGGAAGAUGUGCAGGGAUUCUUAGCAAACAGUUGGACCUAGGAAGCUUGAAUCCUCCCAGAGUAUGAUUGUGUCCUGUGUGGAGGAUCCACAGGGCUGGUGAUGGGUCAUGGUGGUGAGGGGUUGGAUGUGCAUCAGCAUGCAUGCAGUGUCAAUGAAACCUCUGAACCCCAGUUGGAACAGAUCUAACCACAUGAGAAGCAGAUAUUUGUUCCACUGGCAGGCUGAUGGAAUAAUUAAUUAUGUGUAAGAACUAAGCCACUAUGGCUAUCCGGUAAUGAACUGUAGCUUCUGUUGUCUUGGAUGCAUACAGAUGGAGUUGCCAGGUAAUUGCAAUUCUGCUUAUAUAAACAGUUGGAAGACUUUUUGUUAAUUUUGAACAACUGCUUCAGCCUGUCCCGUUUGGACAUUUCUUCUCGUUAUCAAUUGUGGUGGUGGAGAAGGCAUUCCCAACUUCCAAGAGGUAGUUGGGAAUCUCUUUGGUUUUGUGUUUAAAUGUUUGCCAGGCUCAGGAUACUAGAGGAACGCUGCAUAAAAUUCAGUUCAUGUUCAAGCUUUGCUAUGGACUUCCAUUAUCUGCCCAUUGUCAUGAAACUGGCUUCAUACAUCUCUUGGGGCAUGGGUCUUUGGGUGGGUAAAAGUGGAGGUGAUGAUACAGUGAGAACUUCCUUGUGCAGUCGGAAGAAUUAUAGCUGUUGCCUUGUUGAAUUGGUAGUGUAUCAGAUAUGGACACUGGCCAAUAUUGUCCUGUCUGAUCAAAGUAAGGGGUCAGAAAUAUUGGAGUGAAAGGGAAUGGGGUUGAAAUAUGUUUAUGAGGCUUAUAAAAUUCUUCCACUUCAGUUUUGCCCUUGAUGUUAUCUCUCUUGUUCAACACUGGAGCCUCUGAUACUUUUGUGUGGUUUUCUUGACAAACGUGUGUGUGUGUGUGUGUGUGUGUGUGUGAACAUCUUAGCCUUUGCCAGGGAGAAGCUGCUUGCACUUCUAUAGAGCCUUGUCUUGCACUUCAAUGCCUUGAAACUUGUGCUGGACUUCUUUGUGACUU